AUGGGAGUAACAAAAAAACCUGACUUGAACGAUCCUGUAUUAAGAGCUAAAUUAGCUAAAGGUAUGGGUCAUAAUUAUUAUGGGGAACCCGCAUGGCCCAAUGAUCUUUUAUAUAUUUUUCCAGUAGUAAUUCUCGGUACUAUUGCUUGUAACGUGGGCUUAGCGGUUCUAGAACCUUCAAUGAUUGGUGAACCCGCGGAUCCAUUUGCAACUCCUUUGGAAAUAUUACCUGAAUGGUAUUUCUUUCCUGUAUUUCAAAUACUUCGUACAGUACCUAACAAGUUAUUGGGUGUUCUUUUAAUGGUUUCAGUACCCGCGGGAUUAUUAACAGUACCUUUUUUGGAAAAUGUUAAUAAAUUCCAAAAUCCAUUUCGUCGUCCAGUAGCGACAACCGUUUUUUUGAUUGGUACUGCAGUAGCCCUUUGGUUGGGUAUUGGAGCAACAUUACCGAUUGAUAAAUCCCUAACUUUAGGUCUUUUUUAA
Messenger RNA from Hibiscus syriacus, 483 nucleotides. Lineage: Eukaryota; Viridiplantae; Streptophyta; Magnoliopsida; Malvales; Malvaceae. The record is from the annotation of a RefSeq genome assembly.